ACGCACGCGAAAGACAUUUAUUAUAGUCUGUAGGCGGCUGUUUGAUUGUAUAUGUACAAUCUCUAAGAGAUCCUGCUACAUAUAACGCAAGCCAACUGUGUAAAUCAUGCGGAUAUCAAUACAAUUUAUGGUUGCUUUGGCAUUAUUGGUGGUGAGUGUAUAUGGGUUGACCGAAGACUUAUCACCAAUUGAGACAACUGAAAUGUUGAGGCGAGAGACUUGUCCGCAGGUCAAGGAAUGUCAAGCUGAACAUAUGGGGGUGUUGAUUGGCAUAUUUGUGUCAGGGCUGAUUUUCUUCCCGCUGGGUUACAUCACAAGCGUCAUCAUCAACAACAGGCGCAAUCCAGAGUCACAAGAGUACAUCGGAUUAAAGGACGGCACGACGGAUGAUGAGGAUUUCUAGACAUUCAGUAUAAUUCGGCCCAAUCGGGUGUGACAAACUUAGUAUAAAUACAUACAUAUAAACAGAGAUUUUAUAUGAGUAUACCAUAGACUAUUAAAAAAGUGAUAGGCUACGAGUA
Sphaeroforma arctica JP610 is the source of this 521-nucleotide messenger RNA. RefSeq lists its product as hypothetical. The record is from RefSeq and is a predicted model, not a curated record. Lineage: Eukaryota; Ichthyosporea; Ichthyophonida. Bases 107 to 403 code for a protein of 98 amino acids. The transcript has 3 exons.